This is a messenger RNA of Epithele typhae, 1419 nucleotides long. RefSeq names its product G-alpha-domain-containing protein. The transcript is spliced from 9 exons. The coding region runs from base 1 to 1419 and encodes 472 amino acids. Gene Ontology annotation, biological process: adenylate cyclase-activating G protein-coupled receptor signaling pathway. Gene Ontology annotation, cellular component: heterotrimeric G-protein complex. The record is from RefSeq and is a predicted model, not a curated record. Gene Ontology annotation, molecular function: guanyl nucleotide binding; G-protein beta/gamma-subunit complex binding; G protein-coupled receptor binding. NCBI's taxonomy places the organism in Eukaryota, Fungi, Basidiomycota, Agaricomycetes, Polyporales, Epitheliaceae.
AUGCGCGCCACAGUCAGCAAUGCGUGGCCCCCAGAGCCACCCUCGAACGAGACAGAGGCGCAGAAGGCCACCCGACUCGAGGCUGAGCGCGCAGCAAAGGAGAUCAGCGAUGACAUUGACAAAGCCAUCGAGGCGGAGCGGCAGGAGUUGCGGAGAAACAAACCUCAAACGAAGGUCCUCCUCCUUGGUCAAGCGGAGUCGGGCAAGUCCACUAUGAUCAAGAACUUCCAACUCUACUUCUGCCCGGCCGCCUUCUUCGCCGAAGCCGAGGCCUGGCGCACAGUCAUCCACCUCAACCUCGCGCGCUUCGUCAACUUCCUCCUCCACAUCCUCACCAACCCCCGGUCCUCGUCGAGCAGACGCCCAAGGACCUCGACGACCACGGCAGAGGUCGCGCGCGACGUGCGCAUCCUGCAGAUGCGCCUCUCCCCGCUCAAGCAGGUUGAAAUUAUCCUCUCGCGCGCGCUCUCCCCCGACGGCACUGGAGUCGCGACCUCGCCCGUGUCAUCCCCCACGCUAUCUCCCACGGACAGUCGCGUGAACGCGCCGUGGACCGGGGAGGUGCCCGCGACCGAAAUUUCGAUCAGGAGCGGGUCCGGGUGGAAGAACAUGAUGCGCCGGCGGCGCGGGUCGCAGACACAGAGGCCAGUGAUGAUCCAGCUCGACGAACUCGACGAUACGCGGAAGGUCAUCGACGCGUGCAAGGAGGACAUCGCUGCGCUGUGGAAGACGGCGGGCGCGGAGAUCAUUGGGGAAAUAGGGAUCGACACCCACCACCAUGCGAGAUAUUUCCUGGACGACGUGCAGCGGGUCGCGGACAUUGAGUAUUUCCCUACAACAGACGAUAUUCUUCGGGCCCGGCUGCGCACAGUCGGCGUCGAAGAGUACCGGCUAACGAUGGAGACCGCAGCAGAGAAAGGCAACGACUGGCUCUUCUACGACGUUGGUGGUUCGCGCAGUCAACGUACUGCGUGGGCAUCAUACUUCGACGAUGUGAACGCUGUCGUCUUCUUGUGUCCAAUGAGCGGCUUCAACCAGCGGCUAGAAGAAGACAGGAAGGUCAAUCGACUGGCAGAUUCGCUAGCCUUAUGGGAGCAAGUAUGCAAGAGUAGGCUCUUGACGAAUGCGACCUUCAUUCUUCUCCUCAACAAGGCCGACGUACUAUUUGCGAAGUUGAAAUCUGGCAUUCAGUUUGAAGACUACGUGUCGAGCUACCGCGGUCGCCCCAACAAAGCCGAAAAUGUUGCAGAAUACCUUCGCGAUCAGAUGAUCCGAACACAUCGCAUACACUCUCCGAAGAAACGCCAUCUACACGCUCACAUUACAUGUGCAGUUGAGCCCAAGAUCAUGGCCACCGUAUUAAUCAGCAUCCGAGACACGGUUCUCGUCAACGUCCUCCAAGAGACAUCAUUGUUGUGA